CAGAACUUUGAAGUACACUAGAGUGCAAUGUGGAUGUGCGCUGUAGGAUUGGCUGCAGCCUCAGCCAAUGAAAUUACAGAGAAGGAAACAAUGCACCCGGGUGACGUCACACACUAUUUUUGGUGAAGUCCGCCCAUAUUUCUAUUUUCGUCUGGCUCAGGGGCGGGGCUUACCGGGAUACUUGUAAUAACUCACAUUCUCUCUCUUGUAUCAGUGCCGAACAUCGCUGCUGGUCUAUUUUCAUGGAUGUCAGACUUCUAACAAAGGAUUAAAACAAGAUUUAACACAGAAAAAAAGAAAAAAAAAAGAAAAAAAAAGAAACUUGAAAAGACUGCAAAAGGAAGGAGUUUCAAACAAGGGAAUAUCAACCUGUUGCAUGCUUACAUCUUUCUCAUAAGAUGGAAGUUGUGCAGCGGGACUGAUCGUAGAGUCAGACCAAAGGGACAGUUACUGCUGGGGAGUGGCAGUAAUGAGAAUGAGACAUCGCAACACCCAACUCCUUUGCGAGGUUCUACAAUCUCCGGGUUGAGUCGGUUUCGUCCCGUGUAGUGGCAGGCACAAGCAGAAUCCUCGCUGUCACCUCCCGCGGGCCCCACCCCCAUGGACCUGCGUGUAGGCGAGCGUCUGGUGCGUCCGGGUUUGGACACGGCCUUCCUGUCCCCUCUCCACCCCCCUCUGCUGCUCAGUCCCUUCAAUCCGCAGCACUGUUCCCAGUACAGUCAUUCACAGCUGCAGCAUAUACAGCAGCUUAACAUGGAGCAGCGUCUAAGAGACCAGGAGCAAGCCAAACAACAGCUACAGCAACUCAAACACAAGGACAAGAGCCAACAGAGUGCGGUGGCCAGUGCGGUGGUGAAGAAGAAGUUGGCGGAGGUGAUUCUGAAUAAACAGAAGGCGGUCCUGGAAAGGACCAACUCCAACCCUCUUAGCACCCCAUCAGUCCCCUACCGGGAGUUGGUUCCAGAUCCCAGCACUUCUCUACAGCCGCACCUGUCCUCUCCAAAAUCAUCUCUCAGUGAAGGACCCGACGAGCCCCCUCUGAGACGAGCAGCGUCGGAGCCCAACCUGAAGGUGAAACACAGAUUAAAGAAGCACCUAAACACUCGUAAGAGCCCGCUGACCCGCAAAGAGAGCGCCCCGCCCACCGUCAAGCACCGAGUACCUGAUACGAUGGAUUCGUCCCCCAGUAGCAGUAGUACACCAGUAUCUGGCUGUAGCUCUCCAAACGACAGUCUGCCCACUGAGAAUGGAGUGCUGCCCCCUACUGCCAGUCUAUCUCAUGAGGCUCAGAGGUUGCUGUUGCAGGAUGGGUCUUUAGCGCACUUCACGGUGCAAAAUCCGUCGAGUCUCCCGACCAUCACGCUAGGACUCCCCGCCAAUGCCAAGGUAGAGAGUGACCUGGGUUCACUGAAGCUGGGUCGAGUACCGGUGGUACCUGGUGGUUCUCCAGUGCUGGUUCCUAUGAGUGUGGAAGAGCAGACAGCGUCACUCAUGCAGCCCGUCCUCAUCCUGGAGCCCUCUGGACUCGUACACGCACCCCUAAUGGCUGUUCCAGGUCUGGGUCCGGUUCCACUGCAGUUCAGUGCAUCUGGUCCUCAUAAACCUCUGAGCCGCACGCGCUCAGAACCGCUGCCUCAGAGUCCACGAGCCCUUCACUCUCACCUGCUUCAGCAGCACCACAAUACACAGCUGCUGGAGAGACUCAAACAACAAACUCACCUGGGCAAGCUCAUGUCGAAGUCCAGCGAGAAGCCACGUCUGAGGCAGAUCCCCUCAGAGGAAAUGGACUCAGAGGAGGUGGGGUCAUCAGCCGGCGACACCCACCAGGGCAGGGCGAGGGCGGAGUCACAGAGAGAGCUGGAGAAUCUAGAAGAUCAGAUCAACCUGCAACACGCCCUCAUUCUCAACCAGUCACGUCUGUGGGAAACGCAAAAGCAAUUGCAGCAACUGCGCAGACAGACAGCCCACAUGGAGACAUUGACGGUACCCAUGAUGCUCGGCGGUGCGCACCGGCCACUCUCUCGCACGCAGUCGUCACCAGCCUCCACCUCACUAACACUGCCGGACAAACCCCUGCCUCUCACCACGGCAACAGAACCGCCCCAGAGCCAACCACGCUUCACCACAGGGCUGGUAUAUGACUCUCAAAUGCUGAAGCACCAGUGUACAUGUGGAGACAACAGCAGUCACCCGGAGCAUGCAGGGAGGAUCCAGAGCAUCUGGUCACGCUUGCAGGAGCGAGGCCUCCGGGGCCAGUGUGAGAGUAUUCGUGGUAGGAAAGCCACCCUAGAGGAGCUUCAAUCUGUCCACACGGAGCGCCACGUUCUGCUGUAUGGCACCAACCCUCUGAACCGCCUCAAACUGGACAAUCGCAAACUAGCCGGCAUACUGUCACAGCGGAUGUUUGUCAUGCUGCCGUGUGGGGGAGUCGGGGUUGAUAAUGACACCAUCUGGAAUGAGAUGCACACCUCUACAGCUUCUCGCAUGGCGGCCGGGAGCGUGACGGAGUUGGCAUUCAGAGUGGCUAAAGGAGAGCUCAAGAAUGGCUUUGCUGUGGUCAGGCCACCAGGACAUCACGCGGACCCAUCAAACCCCAUGGGUUUCUGUUUCUUUAACUCCGUGGCAAUCGCUGCUAAACAGCUCCAGCAGAAGCUCAGUGCCAGUAAAAUCCUCAUUGUUGAUUGGGAUGUUCACCAUGGCAACGGCACCCAGGAUAUAUUCUACAAUGACCCCAGCGUUCUCUAUGUCUCUCUUCAUCGCUAUGACAAUGGCAACUUCUUCCCUGGUAGUGGAGGACCAUCAGAGGUGGGUUCUGGUGGUGGAGAGGGUUUCAAUGUAAAUGUGGCAUGGACUGGUGGACUGGAGCCUCCCAUGGGCGAUGCUGAGUACCUGGCUGCUUUCAGAACGGUGGUGAUGCCCAUUGCUCAAGAGUUCUCCCCAGAUGUUGUGUUAGUCUCCUCCGGGUUUGAUGCCGCAGAAGGACACCCUGCUCCCUUAGGAGGAUACAAAGUCACUGCUAAAUGUUUUGGGUUUUUGACUCGGCAGUUGAUGACGUUAGCAGGAGGACGUGUGGUUCUAGCAUUAGAGGGAGGUCACGACCUCACAGCCAUAUGUGAUGCUUCCGAGGCCUGUGUCAGCGCUCUUCUGGGGUUGGAGGAGCCUCUUCCUGAGUCCACUCUACUGCAGACGCCCAAUGCCAAUGGAGUUCUUUCACUCCAAAGAGUUAUUCAGAUACAGAGUCAGUAUUGGUCGUCACUGAAGCCGUUGAUGAACACAGUUGGCAUGUCAUUUCUGGGUGCCCAGAAGAAAGACUGUGAGGAGACAGACACGGUGAAUGCGAUGGCAUCCCUCUCUGUGGGAGUGCUGACCAGUAAAAGCCUUGCUGAUGAACCUAUGGAGCAUGAUGAAGACUCCCUCUAAACCAGGUCUGAAAAACUGUCCAGUACCUCAUGGCACUCCAUAUCAUCUGAGUAAGCUGUGCCUUAAGACCAGCAGUGCCUCUGGGGGCGUGGCUUCCUCAUCAUGGCCCCUCCCCCAAGAUGCCACUUCAACACUGACCACCAGUGCAACAUGGCUAAGCUAACAACCUGCAUCAAUUCUGCCGGGGCUCUGGGAUCCACAACAUUCACCUACCACACAGACAAGUACACUAGAAAGCACGCUUUGUUGCACUAGUGUGUUUAUAACGUUCACUAAAAGAAUGCGCUGAAGAAUUCCAGGAUUCCUCACAAUUCUCACCCCUGGUGCCUCAAAAGAGAUGACUUAUUUUAUCUGGAGAUGCAAGAGAUGAACAUUUUUCAAAGGCAGCCCACUUUACUACCCCUGACGAGCGAACUAUUGAUGUACUGAGCGAAAAUUAGGGGUUCCACUCUAUGAUGUCAUUACUAUUAACCAAUUUCAACCACUAAAGAAGAAGGAAACAUUCUGAUCUCUGUGGGUUUUAGAAAUCUUAAUUUGUUUUGCACUGUGCAUUCCAUAAUGUGAACCGUGAAUUGUUUUUCCAAACCUCUGGGAAAAGAACGAUCUUAAGUAUGUAUCUAGUUUUACACUUAACAUUCUUUUCUAUUUUUUAGUUCUUGUCAAGUUCAGUUGCAGUCUCUCUGCAUUCCUAGCAUGAAGGCCGUAAACUUGAAUAUUUUGAGAUAUUCAUAUUUGUACUGAUUUUGUGUAUCUGAUAUUUUGUUACGCCUCAUGCGUUUUUUUUUUUUAAGGCCAGAGGGACAAACCAGCUAUUAGCAAGAUUAUUGCACACAUCCGCCCCAAAACACAUACACAUGUACACCCACAUCACCAUGUAUGUUUGGAUAUGUAAUCCUUAUGGAUGAAACCGUUUCUGUACAAAAAUGUUGCUACAUCCUUAUGACCACUGUACAUUUAUUGUUAUUAUGGACACAGGAAAUGCUGACACUUUCCCUAGACUAACAAUAACACGAAGAAGAUCAGUCUCUUUUGUUAGACCAAACUAAUUUGGUAAAGAUUUUUUAUAUGUGUGUGAAUCUAUCAAUUAUAGCUUUUGUCCAUUCUGUAUUCACAAUCAAACCUCAACUGACCACUGCAAAAUCACAAAAUGACAAUUGAAAGGGCGGUCAAAGCCACUCAAAUGGCACAAAGCAGUCCUUGUUAUUGGAUAAAUUCCUUUAUAUUUAAAGGAAUAAGUGUAUUUUUCAAUGAUUUUGAUUGUUGUUGGAAGGGAAAUUAUCAGGCUUUAAACCUGUGGAGAAGACAUGUCUCAAGUUGGUGCACAUUUAAUGAUUUCUUUUAAUUGCUGUGCACUUAGAAAUUUCUGAAGGUUUUUUUUUUUCACGAGGGAUGCAUUGUUUUUGGAUGCCGUUCUUUUUUCCACAGACUGCAAAUAGAUCACUAAUUCACACCAGUUGUGUGGUUGAAGUUUAUAGUCAUGUUAAAUAUGUCUCUCAGUCGCUGGGAUUCACAAUUUUGUCGUCAUCAAUGAACAGAAAUUAAUAUCACACCAACGGUUUACCAAAGCAGAUGGACCUCUUUAAACUGUGUCACUGUUCACCAAAUCCUGUGCCUCAACCCCUUUCAGCAUCAGCAUAUUCGGUUUGUCAAACCAUAUCAUUUGUAAUGGUUGUUUAGUGUGACCACACAUUUGUCAGCUAUGUUCUAGUUGCAUAAUACUGACAGGCCAAAUCGUUGAAUAUAAAUUUGUAAUGCGCCGUUUGUUGCGAUCCCACAUGCUGUACCAGUAUCUCAGUGAUGUUACGUUUGACCAACAGCAUAGUUCCUGGUGCUCGCUUGACUUUUGUGUUGUGCAACGUGGUUGACGAACUUACAGACAGAAUCGGUUGUGAGCCCACUUCCACAAUUCCACAUCGAUCUUGCUACGUUCACGCCUCUCAUCCACACUGGAACAGAGUUUUUCUCCAUUGAAAAUGAAAAUGCCCUCCAAUACGGCAUACUUUGGAAAACAAUAACGUUAGGAAACUGAAAACGUCUGUCACAAAGUUUUCAAACAAAAACGGAUUAGCGUGGAUGUAGCCAGAGUGUCAGUUAUCAUCAGUCCCAGACUUUUUACGUUUUCUGUGCUAUUUUCAGGGGCUAAAUCAUUGCCAUUCUGCUGAAUCGAUUUAAACAUGGUAAAAUGUGUUAAAUGGAAUGGAAAGCACUGUAAGUGGUAGUUGAAAGCAUUAUCAAAUCAGCCAAAAUACUUAAUAAACGAACAGGGAAUGCGUAAUAUGUUAAUUAUGCUCAUUCCAGUUCUGCAGAGUUCAGCGGCCGCAGAUUCUAUCUUUGCUUUGGUUAUCAUUGUGCAGAUUUGUUCCCAUUUUUACGCUUGACUUAUCCAAACGUUUUGAGUUGUGAUUACUCUGUACAACCCUAUACCUCUGUUUUAACAACCAAAUGCACCAAUGGUGGCUAGUUAUGUUAUUUUGCGUCCACUACAAGAAACAGCCGUGACCUGACAAAUUGCUGUUAUACCUUGAAUACAUUUAGAGGCAUUCCUUCUCGGAUUACAUUCAGAUAUAUUGCUAAGUUUGCAUUUAGCCUUUUCCAUAAGGCCAGAAACAAAUUUACGCAAAUACUCAAAUGCAGACGUGAAUGUUUGUCCUUCUUAACGUGCAUUCUUGCGUUGUUGUGGCAGUAACCAACCCGAUUCAGUCUCAUGAGAAGUCAUAAUAACACUAUGAGAUGGCAAAAUCGUAAGACAUUGAAUGAGUUGCCUUAUACAAAAACGUACAAUUUAAACUCCCACAAAGAAAUGUAAACGAACAAGUGAACAAUGUUAUUGCGAUUUUUCCAAAGUUUAACCCCUAAACCAAACCUAACCAUAAAGACUAAGCCCUUACCAACCAUAAACCUAACUACUAUUUUAAUAGGAAAAUCACUGUUUUGUUUGAUGGAACAAAGAAAAUAUUGUUUAGAAUGAGACAAGGGAUGACUAUAAUAUUGGUUGGUCUAAAAGUGUUACUUUUUCAUACAAGCCAAGUUGUACGAUACCUUACAAUUUCACCAAAAUGCAUGAAUUAUUAUGAGUUGUCAUGAGACCAUGUUGACCAACCUCAGUACUCAAGGGGGGCGAUAGAGUUAACUAUAAAUAUCUAUGCUAUCAAACCUGAUUUGCUAUUAUUCAGGUAGCUAUAUGUCAGCAACAAGCUGCUGCUCAACCAUGACAGUAGUUGACAUAAUAGAAUACUGAGAAUGCAAUGCAUAUUUGUGUUGCUUUGUGAAUUGCAUUCCGACAUAUUGUGUAGCUAGACGUGUUUACGUUCACAUACUUGCACAGAGUAUGUUUCUGACCUAAAGCUGCAUUCCUACAAAAACCAAUAUGACAAGUGCUCAGCAUUGUACCUGCCUUUACAGACCAAUAAGUCUUGAUUUCUACCCUUUCCUGCCUUGUACCAAACCACUGUGGAUAGUUAUACGUUUGCAUGAUUCUGUGUAUAUUGUACCACCAUUCCAUUUUUCAUCAUUGUCAGUGUUUUGUGUUCUUAUGGGUGAGGUUUUCAUGAAGACCCUGGGCAGUCUUUGCCUACCAGACCCCCUUGAAGACUGUUGUAAAAUAGAACAGAUGCGAACAUUCGCUCAUCGUUAAUAUAGUCAUAGUUUAUCUCUUUGAACUAGCGGCGAUCUUGCUGUGUAUUUAUUGUACUUCAAACAGUUCAUUUGCUCUGCACCAUAAACAAAACAUGCCGUUAACUUUAGACUUUCGAAAUAAACAAAAAUAGACUUACCAACUUGGUUACCAACAGAAUUUGACAGCACUUAGUGGAAGUUUCACCUGGCAGUUUGGACUGUGACUAUGAACAGACCUUGACAUUCCGUUUCAGUUUCAGACACUGAUAUGCAUCUUAUAUAAAGUUAUAUUUUAAUGGUGUAUUUUUACAAUAGCUUUGUGCAUUUGUACUGUUUUGAUAUACCUCUCAAAGCGCUUGUAUUCUCUUGUCUCUCCUAACGCUUUAUGAAUUAAAAUGGAGAGUGUGUCUUGUUGUUUGUCACCACUCUUGUAAAAGUGUGUUGACUGCAUGGUCACUGUACCAGCAACGUCUUAAAGCCUCUGUCGUUUAUUCCUCUUCAGACUUUGCCUUUUUUUUAUUGACAAUGUAAAUAGUUACGACCAAAAACUUCACCUAUGUGCCUUGAAAUAUUUCAUCUGUCGACCCCAGUAACUGUGUUCUGUAUAACAAAGAAUCACAGAAAUUGUUUCGAAUCUUCAUGUAAUUAACAAUUCCCUUAUUUCUGAUUUCUUUCAUUUCUCUGUGUAUAGAAAAGAAUGUCUAUUUUGUACUGUUUCUAAUUUCCUAAUUAAAAUUAAAAGCAUUUUUUUGGUUGUCUAAAUUUAA
Messenger RNA from Myxocyprinus asiaticus (Chinese sucker), 7802 nucleotides. It is a transcript of the gene hdac7a, whose product is annotated as histone deacetylase 7a. Gene Ontology annotation, cellular component: histone deacetylase complex. Gene Ontology annotation, biological process: chromatin organization; negative regulation of transcription by RNA polymerase II. Gene Ontology annotation, molecular function: histone deacetylase activity. The coding region runs from base 601 to 3420 and encodes 939 amino acids. The transcript has 27 exons. NCBI's taxonomy places the organism in Eukaryota, Metazoa, Chordata, Actinopteri, Cypriniformes, Catostomidae. The record is from RefSeq and is a predicted model, not a curated record.